AUGAGACUGUUUCGCGUCCUCGGAGCCCUGCUGCCCUUCUUCUUCGCAGUCACCAAUGCGCUGACGGUCUCCGAUGUUCUGGCGCAAUCGCUUGCCGCCUAUGCGAAGCGCGAUACCGCGUCGUCUAUCCUUUCCGCUAUCGAGAACGCCGCGACCUGUUCAUCGUGUCAGGCACUGCUCCUUGUCCUCCAGGCUCUGGCUCACACCGGUAACCCGAACUUCACGAACGUGAUCACGAGCGUCUGCAAGAGCCUCGGCGUGCAGGAUCCCGAUGUCUGCACUGGCGCGAUCGGGCUCGAGGGACCCAUUCUUGCGCACGACCUGCGUGUGAUGUCGGUCGGAAGCAAGACCGCGGACCUGUUCUGCAUGACUGUGUUUGGUCUGUGCCAGGCGCCUGCGGUCGACACAUCGUUCUCCGUGUCGAUGUCCCCGAAACCGGCCAACGCUCGCCGCCCCACUCCGAGCACCCAGAAGCCGAUCCAGGUCGUUCACAUCAGCGACAUCCACGUCGACUUGGACUACACGGUCGGCGCCAGCUUCAACUGCACGAAGAACAUCUGCUGCCGCGCCUACACAGCGGAUGAAGCCCCCGGUGUGACGAACACUCCCGCUGGACCAUUCGGAAACUCGGCCUGUGACACCCGCAUCUUCACUGGUGAUGUUGUCGAAGGUGACGUGUGGCUGUCCUCGACGACCGAGGUGACGACGAAUCUCAAGGACGCUUACUCCCGCAUGGCGAGCAUUGGCGAGACGUAUGCGGUGAUCGGUAACCACGACUCGGCGCCGGUCAACUCGUUCCCUCCGCCGGCAGUGAGCACGGACUACGCGCCCGAAACGCAGAUCUCGUACGACGACCUUUCGGCCAACAUCCAGCAGUGGAUCGGCAGUGCUGCCGCUUCACAGGUCUCGAACAACUUUGGCAGCUACUCGACGCUGACUUCAUCGGGGCUGCGGAUCAUCAGUGUGAACACGAAUUUCUGGUACAAGGCGAACUACUGGCUUUACGAGAAGACGAUGGAGCAUGACCCUGCAGGCCUUCUCACGUGGCUCGCCGGCGAACUGCAGGCCGCGGAGACUGCUGGCGAACGUGUCUGGAUCCUCGGUCAUAUGCCCCUCGGCGCCGGCGAUGCGUUCCACGACCAGUCAUACUACUUUGACACCAUCAUCCAGCGCUUCUCCGCCACGAUCGUCGGCGUCUUCUAUGGUCACACGCACAAAGAUGAGUUCCAGAUUGCGUACAGCGACUGGUCGGCGCCCUCGGCCAGCACCGCCACGAUGAUGUCCUACAUCGCCCCAGCGCUGACCCCGACAUCCGGCAACCCGACGUUCCGAGUGUACGACGUCGACCCCGUGACCUUCGCCAUCCUCGACAUGACGGUCUACUACGCGGACAUGUCGUUGCCAACGUUCCAGACGUCGCCGACCUGGGCCAAGCUGUACUCGGUCAAGGAGACAUACGGACAGCAGCUGGGCGUCACCUCUGGCGAGCUGACCCCCGCGUUCUGGCACAACGUGACCGCCCUCUUCGAGUCCGACGACGCUGUCUUCCAGCAGUACGUCGCCCGCAAGUCGCGAGACACCUCUGGCACCCUCGCGCCCUGCACCGGCAGCUGCAAGUCGGACGACAUCUGCCAGCUCCGCGCUGCCCAGUCCCAGUACAACUGUGUCACCGUCUCGCCCGGCGUCCACUUCCGCCGCGACGUCGCUGUGGCCCACACCGAUGACGCCUGCGAGAGCUCCAUCGUCGCUCCGCUCAUGUCCUCGGUCUUCACCACCGAGGGCAUCGACUCGCUGCGCAAUGCCCUCGUCUCCACUCUCGGCGCUGGAUUCUUGAAUACCACCCUCUCUCAGUAA
This is a messenger RNA of Mycena citricolor, 1854 nucleotides long. The record is from the annotation of a GenBank genome assembly. Lineage: Eukaryota; Fungi; Basidiomycota; Agaricomycetes; Agaricales; Mycenaceae.